AGUCUCUCCCUCUCCCCUCUUUCUCUCUCUAAAUUCUGAGGGAACCUGUUUCCGCACCACAACUACUCACAAUAAUUAGUUUUACCUCACCUUCUCUCCACCGCAUCAAACUUUCCGGGAAAAUCAAGGGCCCGAGAAAACCACAAAAGGGGAAAAAAAAGGAAAAAUCAAAACAGAACCAAACCUCAUGAGGGCUCCGAAGAGGCCGAUCCACACCGUAUGGACAUGGGCGCGACGCCAGCCGUCCAAAGUUCAGGCCUUUCUGGCCGUCGUUUCGGGCAUGGCGGCGCUGGUUCUGCUCCGAUUCAUCGUCCACGAUCACGACAACCUCUUUGUUGCAGCUGAGGCUGUGCACUCGAUUGGAAUCUCCGUUCUUAUCUACAAGCUCAUGAAGGAGAAGACUUGCGCUGGGCUAUCACUCAAAUCGCAGGAACUGACAGCUAUGUUUUUAGCUGUGAGAUUAUACUGUAGUGUAGUUAUGGAAUAUGAUAUACACACCCUGCUAGAUUUAGCUACGCUGGUGACGACCCUCUGGGUCAUUUAUAUGAUCCGGUUCAACUUAAAGUCGAGUUACAUGGAGGACAAGGACAACUUCGCAAUAUAUUAUGUUGUGGUUCCAUGUGCUCUACUAGCUCUGUUUAUUCAUCCAUCAACUUCUCAUCAUUUGUUGAACAGGAUUUCCUGGGCAUUUUGUGUGUAUCUGGAAGCUGUUUCCGUACUGCCUCAGUUGCGGGUCAUGCAAAACACAAAGAUUGUUGAGCCAUUCACAGCACACUACGUGUUUGCACUGGGCGUCGCAAGGUUCCUCAGCUGUGCCCAUUGGGUUCUACAGGUAUUAGAUACACGAGGGCACUUGCUUGUAGCCUUGGGCUAUGGGUUAUGGCCUUCCAUGGUUCUUAUUUCAGAAAUUGUCCAGACUUUCAUAUUAGCAGACUUCUGUUACUACUACAUUAAAAGUGUUUUCGGAGGGCAGCUUGUCCUGCGUCUCCCUUCCGGGGUUGUAUGAGUUAGCUCUGGUUCUGCUUCUGUCUGCGAGCGCACUGCCGUCAAAGACUUUUAACUUAGCUAGGCAAUGUGGCUGGUGAAUGGUUGUUUAAGUUCCCCUUUUUUUAUAGUUCCUCGUAUCACUAUACCUGGGUAGAUGAGUUGAAUUACUCCAUAUUUGACUUCAAAACAGCAAUUUCAUCUUGUAGUGCCAAUUGCUUAAUCACUA
This is a messenger RNA of Pyrus x bretschneideri (Chinese white pear), 1213 nucleotides long. Its product is annotated as ER lumen protein-retaining receptor erd-2.2-like. Gene Ontology annotation, biological process: protein retention in ER lumen. Gene Ontology annotation, cellular component: membrane. The transcript is spliced from 6 exons. Gene Ontology annotation, molecular function: ER lumen protein retrieval receptor activity. Lineage: Eukaryota; Viridiplantae; Streptophyta; Magnoliopsida; Rosales; Rosaceae. The record is from RefSeq and is a predicted model, not a curated record. The coding region runs from base 188 to 1006 and encodes 272 amino acids.